This is a messenger RNA of Paramecium sonneborni, 998 nucleotides long. Lineage: Eukaryota; Ciliophora; Oligohymenophorea; Peniculida; Parameciidae. The record is from the annotation of a GenBank genome assembly.
UUUAUAUAUUCUGUUUUAUUCUGAGUAAAUGGAAUGCUCUAUUUGUUGUGAUACAACAGAUCUUUUACAAUUGCAAUGUAAUUGUCAAAUAUGCCCAUGCUGUAUGAUAAAAUCAAUUGAUGCAAAAUAUUAUGAAGUAAUUGAAGAAAUUAAUUGUCCGGGUUCUUGCUAAAACAAACACACAGUUCAAGGAUUGUUAUAAAAUCUGGGAGGAUUAAAUGAUUUGCUGCUAGAAAAAUAUAUAAAAACAACCUAAGAUAUAAGAAUAUGUCCUAAAAAUGAUUGCUAAUAUGGUGGAAUAAUAAAAAAUAAUUGCUAACAAUUUGAAUGUGAAUGCGGAUACCAAUUCAAAAUAAAAGAUGAAAAGUGGAAUUUAAGAAGCAUAUUUCUCAACUUUAUUACUAUAAAGGAUUGUCCUAAAUGUUAAAGAAGAAUUUUUAAAAAUGGGGGAUGUAAUCAUAUGACCUGUAAAUGUUAAUAUGAGUUUUGUUGGAUUUGUACAUAGAAUUUUAAAGAACACAACAAAUUAACUUGUGUUGUUAACAUUAUAAUGAAAUUUUCUUUAUUGAUGUUGAUGUUAUUAAAUAUUAUUUACUCAUUAAGAUUACUUGAAAGUUUUAUGACUGUAGUCUUAAUAUUUAUGAAGUAAUCAUAUUGAAAAAUAAUUUAGGUUGAUUUUAUUUAAUGGUAGCCUAAUAUUCUUGUAUUUGAGUAUGAAUGAACUAUACUAAAUAUCAAAAUUGAAUUUGGAAUGUUCAAAAUAUUAUAGUAAUGGUAAUGAGACUUUUAAAAGAGUUAUUAAUUAAAAGUGGAUCAUGUUUUUAGUACUUAUGGGUCAAUUUUGUCUACUAUGUUUCUUUUUUUAUUUGUGUUAUCAAGAACAGUAAUAUUUUAUAUAAACAUUUAGAUUCAUCGAAACUUACUGUCAUUUCUUAUUUUCUGAACUUUCAAUAUUUUUUGUGUUAGGAAUAACUCUUUGGAUAAGAUCUAAGAAAUGA